Caenorhabditis remanei is the source of this 2097-nucleotide messenger RNA. RefSeq lists its product as uncharacterized. The record is from RefSeq and is a predicted model, not a curated record. The transcript has 6 exons. Lineage: Eukaryota; Metazoa; Nematoda; Chromadorea; Rhabditida; Rhabditidae. Bases 1 to 2097 code for a protein of 698 amino acids.
AUGGAGCCGUCUUCAUCACAGAGUUCCGGAGAGAAGAAGCAAUAUGUUGAUGAACAAGGACACAUUUAUAGUGCAGAGCCAAUUCAAUACGAACCGAUUUAUUACGAGGAAAAUGGCAGCGCUCUUGUUUACGAGCAUUCUUAUCAACCGCUGACGCACGAGAUUUAUCACGAGGAGAUUGUUGAGGAUCAGGAAUAUGUUGAUUCUCUUCCCUCGACGUCAACCGCACCUCCACCUCCUCCCACCAACAAGCAUCGUCUAAUCAAAGAUGGUCCAUAUCCUACAAGCACAGUUCUCUUAACAAAUCAAACACUGAAAGCUGAAAAUGCCACGUUUAUAGCGAAAUCUGGAAAACGACCUGUGAAAAGACAUGAAGAAGAGAAAAAAGUGGCGACGAUAAAUGAGAAUGGAUCGAUUCUGAACCGAAAUAUACCGGGAAUGUCGAAUCUUUUCAAAGUUUUGAAAGAAUCUGCUAUGAAAAAGUCGGAGGAUAUGUUGAAACAAGAGGAUGAUGAACAGGAAGGAACAGAAGAGAAACCAGUACUCGCCACCGUGGCUUCAGAAGACAUUGGCCAUGAUUCUGACACUCCACCACCAAUGGAAAGGCUGGGAGAUUUCGAUGAACAAGAGAAUCAAACUGUAUUCGAUCAAUGGCCACUUUACAGUAAUAAAGCUAUCGAUUUCAAAGAAUCGUGCGAAUUAUUAAUUGGAAUUCAAGAAAUUGACGACGAAAAAGUGUGCAAAACAAUUCCAUUGCAAUUCAAGCAUGAAGGAACGUUUUUGAUUGAUUCGAGACAGAUUCGAGAUAUCAAUAAGGAUGAUAAUGGUGGUUGGGAAGUUCCGAGUGGAAAAACUCGAUUCUACAAAGAGAUGCCUGAUGGAAAUCUGGUUAGAGCUGACGAUGGAAAAGGACGAUUAAACGCAUGGGCGAAAGAUUUCACUUACAAAAUAGUCUUGAAACGAUACGAAAAUCGAGUGACUCGCAACGCCGAUGAUGGUCGUGGUAGUUUUCAAAAGAAGAUUUACACGGGAUUCAAAGGCAACGAACGCCUUCCUUUCACCAUCAUCACCUACUCAUGGAGCUCUGGUCGCCCGUGGAAUUUUGUGCCGCCCAUCGAGGGAAAAACGAAGCAGAAUUGGGAGAAAAAGUCAUUUGAAAAAGUGAACAUGACAAGUAUGCCACAAAUGAUGUCCGCGUAUUACGAGGGAUUCAAUAUCUAUUCGCAUUGCGUUGUUACUUUCGAUGAGGCGGCGGCAAUCAUGUUAGGUGCAACUGUGGUGGAUGCUAACAAGCUCUGUUCCUCUGUUCCUCUCGGAUACCGUCAAAACGGCACCUUUGUCAUCGAUCUUAAAAGAAUGGGUCACUGUACCCUCGAGCUCCGUCGAGAUGAGAAUGGCCUCUGGACGAAACCAUCUGGAUUCAGUAGAUUCUAUAAAUUCGUUGCAAAUGGUGAUGCAGUGAGAGUUGACAAGACUGGAAAGUUGCCUCCAGGCACGGAUUUCGAUGUGAAAGUUAGCUCGAAACGAUACGAACAUACACAGGUUGAUAAGAAGUUUGUGAGGAAGAUUUAUACGGCGAAGGGAAAAAAUACAGAAAGUUUCCACGGCUCCCCCGAAUUUGCUGUGAUUGUCUAUUACUGGAAAGGCGAUCCAAUCCAAUUUGAGCCGGCUUACAAACAGAAUGCAGUCAGGACUGAAGUCAAGGAAUAUGCAAGAUACCAACAAAUCGCUGAUGAGGAGCAAGAGUUUGUGGAGACUUCUGGAACAAUGGAAUCCCGUGGAAUUGAGGAGGAUCUUGGUGUGAGGAUGAUGGAGAAAGACAUCCAACCACCACCACUGAAACGUGCCCGUUUCUCCAAUGAGCACGUCGAAGCACAACAUGCAAACGUCCUCGAAAUGAAAAUGAAUCUGAUUCGACGAGAAAUGGAGAAUCAAGACAGAUUCUCGGCACUGUUAGACCGAGCGGAGGGAAUGUUGACGAGAAUAGAAGACAGAUUUGAAAUGAUAGAGCCAGUGUACGCGCCACAAAAUGUUGUACAGCAAUGGAAUAAUGGAGAGGAACAGAUUAUUGAAGAGGAGGUCAUCGAGGAAUACUAA